Tigriopus californicus is the source of this 2588-nucleotide messenger RNA. RefSeq lists its product as uncharacterized. The record is from RefSeq and is a predicted model, not a curated record. The transcript has 10 exons. NCBI's taxonomy places the organism in Eukaryota, Metazoa, Arthropoda, Copepoda, Harpacticoida, Harpacticidae. Bases 75 to 2486 code for a protein of 803 amino acids.
CACUCACUCACGUGGGCAUUCCAUGAGGUGUGAUUGGGAUUGAUUGGCAUGUAAUCUAAGUUGGCCUGUCAGAAAUGGAUAUUGGCAGGGACGUUCUAACGAGAACACUCUUGGGAUCCACGGAUUCCGAGAAAGUGUUUACACCAUGGUGGAUUACGGCGCAUCAUUAUCUGGUGUACACCAUCGUCAUUUUGGGCUUAGUGGCAGUCCCCAUCAACAGCAUGUUGGCUGUCCAUGGAAAUUGUGCUUACAAGUACGAUUCCACCGACAAUUAUGUGCUACCAUAUCAAUUAUGCCGAAUUGAUCCCCAAACGGGUCAGCUAAUUUUGGAAACCAAAUUUUGCACCACUGAAUUGAGAAAGGCUUUGAAAAGCGCCUUCGGAGUGACUUCAUUUACCGUUGGGGAUGUCUUUGAAGUCCACAAUGUAACGGACAGGAAAAAGUCUCUUGCCACUUUAAGAGAGGCUCAGGCUGUCAAACCCAAGACAAAUUUCAAUCAAUGUUUGAUCUAUCAAGACCCGAAGCUUUUCGGUUUUCACGUUUAUUGGCAUUGCGUUAAUCGCUUGAGUGCCUUGGCUUUGUACUUCCCGUACUUAGUUUUAACGUUGGCAUUGAUGCUCGUGGUUUUGGAACGUCUUUUAACAAGAUACUUAUGGACAGGUCAACGAAUCGAAAAGUUCUACGAGCUUUUGGUCAAAGAUGUCUUAAGCAACGGUGACAUCGAGAUCUUGGACACGAAAGACAAGAAGCAAAAAUGUCAGCAAAUCUUGUACGAUUUCAAGAACUCCUCGUUCUUUUGCAAGGCCUACAUCAUUCAGACUCUUGUAAAGCUUUCCAUUUGCAUUUCCGUCCUGGCUUGGAGUCUCCUAGAUCAGUGUAACUUACUCAGAGAGAGUUUUCACACUGAAUUCGAUUGUAAGGUGUUUGAUUACACUCACAGCUGUUCCAUUCCUUCAAAUGGAAUGAACAUGAUCAUCUUCGACCUGUGCAAUGUGGUCUUGUUCCUCAUUGUGAUUGAUGCCUUCUUCAAUCUGUUUUGGCAUUACCGCUUCUAUGGCCAAAGGCACACCUUCAUUCAAACUAAAUUGGGCACACUUAUUGAGACCUACCGAAGGUCCCAAGGGUCAGAGGAGAAGCUGCAGGCAUACUUUGAAUCGCCAGAUCUUCAGAUGUUGCUCAAUCUCCUGGCUGAAAAGGAAGGGAUUUGGGCAGCUCUCCUCAUCUUAUGCCUCUUUGACAAUGACUUCAGAAGUGAGUUCAAAGUCAAGGAUACCAAGAUCACCUCCACAUCAUCUAUAACCAGUUCAAGUAGAAAAAAUAUCACCUUAGCUUGGAAUGAGCCUUCGGCGGCCUUUUUCAUCGGUGAAAACGUCACUACCGAACAUCUGAUGUACGUUCUGGAGAUUGAUCCUCCUAUCGACAAAGGCGACGCCAAGGGCAAUGUGACCAUGAUGCCGGCAUGCACCGUGGAUGGAAGUUGUGUUUUCAAUCAAGUCAAGCACGAGGCUAACCCGCCCCUCCCACCGCCUCCCAUACAAGGGGCGUUUGCCCUCGGCUCUGCCAUUGUCAAGAUGCACACUGGCCUUGAUUCAACGCCACCCAGAAUCCCCUUGUCCCGAACUUGUUCAGAGAGCAGUAGGACCACAUCCAAAGACAGUCUAUUCUCUGACCGUUCCUUCAAAUCUGAAAAAGAAGUGUCCAUUGUGGAUGGUGUGCACAGCCCGCCAAAAUUCACCGAGCAGUUCUCCAGUCGGCCUCUGAAUUUGAGACGAAAAACCGCCAUGAUUUUGGGACGGAAACGCUCGGCCGAGAAGGCUCGCAAUUUUAGGAGCUCGUUCAAUGGCUUACGAUCAGACACCGAGUACGUCAUAACGUUAAGUUUCGUUUUAUCUGGCCGGAAAUUGGGAUCCGAGUCCUUCACCAUCUUGAGCCACGACAACCCCAACCGCAAGAUUUCUUCUACGGACUCAACCUAUUCCGCCCCUUCUGCUCCUCCUACUCCCAAGCAGUCCAUCAAUACAACGGAAAACCCGAUGUUCCCUCAUCAUCGAACUCAGGAACCUGUGGCGCGAAAGAUAAGUCUUCCGUCGCGCCAAAUUUCAUACAAACGGAUGUUCCACUCCAGCGAUGAGGUCAGAUCGGCCUUGAGAGACGAUGUUGGUUCCAAGCUCGUGGUGCUCGAAUUUGUGGCAAGUUGGUGCGGUCUGUGUUCCAUGAUCAAACCCAAAAUGGAGUUAUUGGCAGAGGAGUAUAGUAGUGGAGGUCUGGUGGACUUUUUUCAAGUUGAUAUUGAUGAAUGUACAGAGAUAUCGACCGAAUUUGGAGUCGAAGUGCUUCCCUCAAUAGUGCUUAUCCACCACGGGGAAAUCUUGGAGAGCUUCAUUGGACAGAAAACGGAUCGAGUGGAGGCAGAAAUCAGGAGCUUCUUCCUUCAAAAGCAACCAACCAAGCCUGCUGAGAAGCCCGAAGAUCCAAAAGGCAGAUAAUUGAAGUAUUUAUUUUCCCUUGCCCAUGACACAAUUCAUAGCGAGGAAGACUUGUCAGGGCUAAAUAAAUUGUGGGUGGACAUUUUUGUUCCAUAGAUCACG